CAGGCCGAAGCCGGCGCGCCGAGAGUUGAAAGGUGAAGCGGCACGGCGCGCGGCGAUGACGUAAUGGCUUUGUGCGCUGGGCGGCCGGGGGGCAGCAGUAGCGGCAGCUUUCCCCGCACGUCGUCGCGCUGGGGCUGCCUCCGCCGCCGGGUCCCAGCUAGGCCCGCCUCCCGCUCCCUCCGCUCCGCGUGAGGAGCCGUCCUCUCUUCCGAUAUAUAACCAAAACCUGUUUUAUGAAACAGACUCUUUGUCAAAUAUACCUUUUUGAUGUCUGGUAUCUGAAACCUCCCAACUAUGCCAGCAGCUACAGUAGAUCACAGCCAAAGAAUUUGUGAAGUUUGGGCUUGCAACCUGGAUGAAGAGAUGAAGAAAAUUCGUCAAGUUAUACGGAAGUUUAACUAUGUUGCCAUGGACACAGAGUUUCCAGGUGUAGUUGCACGGCCUAUUGGAGAAUUCAGAAGUAAUGCAGACUAUCAGUAUCAACUGCUCCGCUGUAACGUGGACUUACUAAAGAUAAUUCAAUUAGGGCUGACGUUCAUGAAUGAACAAGGCGAAUACCCUCCAGGAACUUCAACAUGGCAAUUUAAUUUUAAAUUUAAUUUAACAGAAGACAUGUAUGCCCAAGAUUCAAUAGAGCUAUUAACAACAUCUGGAAUCCAGUUCAAAAAACAUGAGGAUGAAGGAAUUGAGACUCAGUACUUUGCUGAACUUCUUAUGACGUCAGGUGUCGUGCUAUGCGAAGGAGUCAAGUGGCUUUCAUUUCAUAGUGGCUAUGACUUUGGUUAUUUGAUCAAGAUCUUGACGAAUUCCAAUUUACCUGAGGAAGAGCUGGACUUCUUUGAGAUUCUGAGAUUAUUUUUCCCUGUCAUUUAUGAUGUGAAGUACCUUAUGAAGAGUUGCAAAAAUCUCAAGGGUGGAUUGCAAGAAGUUGCUGAGCAGUUGGAGCUGGAGAGGAUAGGACCGCAGCAUCAAGCAGGAUCUGAUUCUCUACUAACUGGCAUGGCCUUCUUCAAAAUGAGAGAGAUGUUCUUCGAAGAUCACAUUGAUGAUGCAAAGUACUGUGGUCACUUGUACGGUCUCGGUUCUGGUUCCUCAUAUGUACAGAAUGGGACAGGAAAUGCAUAUGAAGAAGAAGCCAACAAGCAAUCAUGACACGAAAUGGGAAGCUGCUUUUUCUGAGCUCCAUGUGCUUGUACAUAGGUUUUAUCUCUGGUUGAAUCCCUUGGGACAAUAAGGCCUUCUCUUCCCCUUGGCACACUUCCUUUUAUGCCUUUGUAUGUACUAAACCUGACUGUUCCUAUCCCAGUUUUUUGACCUUAAGGUGUAGGCAUUCUGGGUUAAAUGUGGCCUUGUACUUUGCCCAUCUGUACAUAAGCACAUGUAGGAGCAGCGUGGCGGGUAGAAGAAAGCUAAAAUGAUAAUGAAAUUUCUGGUAAACUUUAA
This is a messenger RNA of Podarcis raffonei (Aeolian wall lizard), 1443 nucleotides long. It is a transcript of the gene CNOT7, whose product is annotated as CCR4-NOT transcription complex subunit 7. Gene Ontology annotation, cellular component: CCR4-NOT complex; P-body; CCR4-NOT core complex. Gene Ontology annotation, molecular function: poly(A)-specific ribonuclease activity; nucleic acid binding. The transcript has 7 exons. The record is from RefSeq and is a predicted model, not a curated record. NCBI's taxonomy places the organism in Eukaryota, Metazoa, Chordata, Lepidosauria, Squamata, Lacertidae. Bases 295 to 1152 code for a protein of 285 amino acids.